UUCAAACCUUGUAGGCACAAAUUUAAAUCUCAAGAAAAACUUACAAUUUUUGAAAAUUGAAUUGUAACUUUCAAAGCACAGCACCAACACUAACAAUUUGCAGUUUUGAAUACACAGCGAACUCACUUUGGAAAAAAACACCACCACUGAGUUUUCAAGAUACAACUAAGCAGUUUUGAACACACACUGAGGGUUUAGCAGUUUUGAACACACACUGAGGAUUUUUUUUCGAGUAUAUAAAGGCACUGAAUCGCCAGUUGGAACGGCUAUUUUCUUGGCCUUAAACCGCCAAUGGCAGUUGCAACUUGCCAUGAAAUCGCCAAUGGCAGUUGCAACUUGCCUUUUGGCCUGCAAACGCUGCAACCAGCUGCAAAAGCCUGCACCCUGGAACUCGCCAGUUUGACUGGCGGUUCCAUCUUCCAGCUAUAUCGCCAAUGGCAAGGGCGAUUUGUUCCUGUGCAUGUGCAAGUCGCUGCUGUCAGUGGCGACUCCAGGCAGCAGCAGCAAACCCGCCAGUCCCACUGGCGGUUUGCUUGCACCAUGCAUGCAACCACGUAGAAAAGUGCCCCCUUGAGGAAAUUUUUUUAAAAAGACCCCAUCUGGGGAAAUAUUUUGUAAAAGAACCCCAGAUGGGGAAAUUUGCCGACUCGGUAGUGCCCUGCGUAGACUUGAAGUCUUCCACUUGCUUGGUAAAAAUAGAAACCAACCGCCCAAUCUUGAUAAGUAUAUUCAUUCAUUGAUCUUCUUUUGAGCUCUAUGUUUUGCUACUGUGUGCAGCUUCGAUUAGCUUGUUGAUGGAUACAAGUGGCACACGAAUUGCUUUAGGAACAAUCCUCCCCAUCCUGUUGUUGUGCCUCCCUUACUUUUCUAUAGCAGUUGAUGUUAUUUACCGUCCCGUUGAACUCUUGAGCAUCAACUGUGGCUCUUCCAGUAACUUUUCCACUCUCGAUGGUCGGAAUUGGACUGCAGACAUCAAAUUCCUCUCAGAAAACAAGGACUCGGUUGCUGCUUCUGCUCUCACACCGUCUACCCAACAGGGUCCAUACACCUAUGCUCGUUUCUCUCACUCCCAAUUCACUUACUCCUUUCCCGUCUCCGCAGGCCCAAAGUUCCUUCGCCUCUUCUUCUACUCAACUUCCUACCAAAACUUCGAUCGUUCCAAAUCCGAUUUCUCAGUCAAAGCAGGCCCUUACACCCUCCUCCAUGAUUUCAACGCUUCCCUCAAUGCUGAUGCUGGGGACGAGCCUGGCAACUACUUGUUCAGAGAAUAUUGCAUCAACCUCAAAGAUGGAGAGAGGCUCAACAUAACCUUCAUUCCAAGCACCACAGAUUCGUAUGCUUUCAUCAAUGGAAUCGAGGUUGUUUCAAUGCCCCCUUAUCUCUACUACACCAAUCUUGACGACAACACUGGAUUCCCGCAAAUUGUUGGAGGAGUAACAUAUACUAUUGAAAGCAAAUCAGCUCUGGAGAAAAUAUACCGGUUAAACGUUGCUGGAACAAAUAUCCCCCCAACUGGGGACACGGGUAUGUUAAGAACCUGGGAAGCCGAUGACAACUACGUAACAACUCAAAGUAACAUAUCUGUUGAUUUUGGGGGUAUAACUAAGCUCAGCUUCACUACUGCGACUGAAAACUACACGGCACCAGACAAAGUGUACCGAUCCUCAAGGAGUAUGGGAACUAGUGGCUCUUUGAACAUGGGAUUCAACCUCACAUGGCAGCUUCCUGUUGAUUCUGGCUUUACCUACUUGUUAAGGUUACACUUUUGCCAGCUUGACCCGCAUGUUCAUCAGGCUGGUGACCUGGAAUUCUACAUCUACAUAGCGGAUCAGUUGGCUACCGAUAGGGCAGACGUUCUCUUAUGGACCAUUAACCAGAAGGCUGUCCCAGUGGUUACAGACUACAUAGUUUCCAUCCCGGUGAAUCAGAAGAAACCAAAUAUUUCACUGAAACUGCAUCCUCACCCUAAAAGCAGAAUCAAGGAUGCACAACUAAACGGAAUUGAACUUUUCAAAAUCAACCACUCAACAGGUAAUCUCGCUGGACCGAACCCAGACCCUCAUCCAAAGACCUUUGAAUUUCCUCUUCAAAGCAAAAACAAGAAAAGCAAAGGGAGGACGGGAACCAUAACUGCCGCCGUUGCUGGCGCAGUUUCCGGUGUCGUUAUGCUCUCCCUUAUUGUCGCUUUCUUCCUCAUCAAACGCAAGAAGAACGUGGCCAUCGACGAAGGUUCCAAUAAAAAAGAUGGAACUUCUCAAGGGGGUGGCUCACUACCAGCCAACCUCUGCCGUCACUUCUCAAUAGCAGAAAUCAAAGCAGCUACCAAUAACUUCGACGAACUCUUAGUGGUUGGUGUGGGAGGCUUUGGCAACGUGUACAAAGGCUACAUAGACGAAGGUUCAACACAUGUCGCAAUCAAAAGGCUCAAACCCGGUUCUCAGCAAGGUGAGCAGGAGUUUGUGAACGAGAUCGAAAUGCUGUCUCAACUUCGUCAUCUCAAUCUUGUUUCCCUCAUAGGUUACUGUUACGAGAGCAAUGAGAUGAUACUCGUUUAUGAUUUCAUGGAUCAAGGAACCCUCUGUGAGCAUCUCUACGGCACCGAUAACCCUUCCCUCUCAUGGAAGCAAAGGCUCCAGAUCUGCAUAGGUGCUGCACGAGGAUUGCACUAUCUGCAUACAGGUGCAAAGCACAUGAUCAUUCACCGUGACGUCAAGAGCACCAAUAUCUUAUUGGAUGAAAAAUGGGUGGCCAAGGUUUCAGACUUUGGGUUAUCCAGAAUUGGGCCCACGGGUUCUUCAAUGACCCAUGUGAGCACUAAGGUUAAAGGUAGCAUUGGAUAUUUAGACCCAGAGUAUUACAAACGACAGCGUUUGACUGAGAAGUCUGAUGUCUACUCGUUUGGGGUGGUGCUCUUGGAGGUAUUGUCUGGGAGGCAGCCCUUGAUCCGCACUGCAGAGAAGCAAAAGAUGUCACUGGUUGAUUGGGCAAAGCAUCGCUACGCAAAGGGAUCUCUGGGUGAGAUUGUGGAUCCUGCACUGAAGGGCCAGAUAGCAACUGAGUGUAUACACAAAUUUGGUGAGGUUGCGCUGAGUUGUUUGCUUGAGGAUGGGACUCAAAGGCCCUCCAUGAAGGACGUCGUUGGGAUGCUGGAGUUUGUUCUGCAGCUUCAGGACAGUGCUGUUAAUGGAGUGGUGGUCAGUGGUGGGCAUUAUGAAGAUAGUGAGGAUAUGUUUAGCAGUACCCAUAGUAGUAUACAACUUUCGAAUUAUAGUAACAGCACUGGAUUGAACACCACGAGCUAUGGCAGUAAGGAAUCUGACAGGUUGAUCCCGGAGAAUGUUUUCUCUGAGAUUAAGAAUCCAGAGGGGCGAUAAAGAUCGGAGCAGUAUUCAAGUUCAGGCCAAGUAUGCGGUUAAAGAUAAGCAAAAUGGAUAGUUUGAAAUUAGAUGAAUCUAAAACUAUGUGGCAUGGAGAUAUCAAUGUAAAAAUCUUGAAGUGGUUUCAAUUUAGAAGUGUGUAUUAAUUAGGUGGAUUCUAUAAAGGUUUGUCUAAUGAUUAUUUAUCAAAUUUUGUUUUGAUAAUCUUUCUUUCCUGUGACAGAGGUAACUGAAAUAGAAUUGUAACAAUAGAAAGAAGAGUGUUAAUUCACUACUAUAAAAAUAGUAUUUUAAGAUUUCCUAAAAAAUUGUCUUAAAAUUUGAUGCAAAAAUUGUCUUUGUUGGCAUAUUUUUUGCUUUCCACCUAUGACGGUUUUCAGGCAAAACAGUCGUUGUAUAAGCCUUCAUUUUGUCACUCUCUCUCCAUCCCUCGCUCAAUUCCUUCAAUCCCUUCUCAUUUUUCACCCUUACUUCCUCCAAACCCUCACCCACCUCCACUCUGACCACACCCACGGCCUCACCCCCUCCUAGCACCAUGCCCCCCUCUUCUGCUCCGCUGUCACCGCCAAACUCCUCCCCUUCAAGUUCCUUGGCUUCGACCUCUCCCUCUUCCGCAUCCUCCACUCCGGCACCACCCACACUGUCAUCCUCCCCUCCCUCACCCUCCAAGUCACCGUCAUCGACGCUUGUCACUGCCUUGGUCGAGAUUCAUCGUCAAAAUGGGAUCUUUUGGUUUGAGAUUGGAAUACGAAACCCACACGCUUAACCCUUUGCUCGAUCCAUCAAACUCAAUCCACAUGUUGAUUAGGUCACAGCUCUUCAGAUUGACCUCAAUGUUCGCCAAAUCACCAACCUCACUCAAAACGACGUUGUUUAAGUCCACACCGACGUGGUUUCCAUUAAGGUCCUUAAACUCCAUGACCAUAAGUGUAUCAAACUCCACAGCAACGAAGCCGCCGCCACCGCUGAGGCCGAGAAACCCGCCGGCUUCACCGAUGGUGUCGUCAUCAGACGAAAGGACGAAGGUGAGGCCGCCACCGAUUGAGGAGGGGUUGAGGCUGGUAACAAAGAAGGAAAAGAAUGUGGUGAAGCUCGCCGGAAAACGGUUUCCCGGUUGCCGAAAUCUGACCGGACGGGAGUAAAGGGCUCUGCUGGCGCUGGAGGUUGGAACCACAAGGUCGCACGUGAGACUGACAGUGUUAUUGUUCAAGUGGGUGUCAUUAACGCCUUUCACAAUAAUUUGGUAGAAGAAGCUGGAUCAGUUGGCAAUCACUGCAGUAUACUAGUUUGGUUAUAACACGACAGAUAGUUAGGUUUUUACCAUCAUCCAAUGACCCACCGACAGAGAUCCAAUGUAACUUCUUCUAUUCUUUGAUUUGGGGGUGAUAAGAUGUACUUAAUGUUCUCAGCAGUCUGUAUGGUCUUAAGACAAUUAGUACAAAAUAUAGUAUGAUCUGGUAAAAAAAUAUCAUUUGAUCUGAGUUGUCUUGGAUUUAUUUGGUCAGCUUGGGGUUUUUAAGAUGUCACAUUCAGGACUUCAGGCUGUUUCAAAUGCCAUUGAAAUGUUUCUCAGUGAGCAGCUCCUGGAUUCAGAAAUAUUAGCUGGACUAGCUAUUGCUGUAAUCAUGGAUGGGUCCCGGACAUUCCUUAUUGAAAUUCAGGCCUCGGGUGGUUCAGAAGCUGAUCAUGACUGUCGACUCUAGAAAACAAAUUGCAAUGCUGUGGUCUGUCAUUCAAUCUGGUUUUCUUGCUCUUAUUAAGGAUCUGAAUGGGAAUCAUGUCAUAUAGCGUUGCUUACAAUACUUUAGCUGUAAAGAUAAUGAGGUAUAACACUUAUCUCUUUUGCUUGCAAAUUUAGUGUAGGUUUAUUUUCCCUUUAUUCACUAACUUCAAUACUACAUGGCCAUAUAGUCAUUCCAUACUAUUUAAUUAGAUGUAUAAGAGAACAAGAACAACCAUUAGCUGUCCACUUUACAAUUUUGUUCAAAGCUGUAUGAGGCUAUCAUUACACAUGAUGACACAAAAUGGUCUUUAGUCAACACUGCUUAGAGCAGAGGGCAUUCCUGUUUUAUUAAUGUUUCAUAAACUGGUUCAUUCAUGGUUUUGUGAAGCGUUGGGUUCUUAUAGCAGCUCUCCUGCCUCUUUUGGUCAUUUGGUGUCAACCAGAUGAAAUAUAUUUCACAAAAGGGUCUUAAAUCUUUCACCUUGUUGAACCUUGUUUAAUUGCAUGGUAAUCUCCCAAUCUAAUUUAUACACUCUACUUCAGAAUAUCCUGACUUUUCAAACUAAUUUCAUUAUUCAGCAGUUUCUAAAUUUGCUGGAUACUUCAUCUCUGGGAUUUUCAUAUUUACAAGCCUAUGUUUAUCUCUGGUCAGUUCAGAUGUUUCUGAAAGGUAAGUCAACUGUGGAAGGAACAAAAUUCACCAUCUAUUGAGAGGGGUACUAUCUUAUGACCAUAAUGCUGAAGCAUUCUAUACUUGGCCAGUUAGCCUGAAUAUGUUCCUUGUUUUCUUUCCCAAUUAGGAAUUCUUAAAAGGCUAACUCUCAACUAUAUAAGAAGCAAUGGAAAUAAAUGUUCUUGUUGAGAAUGUAAUGAUUAUUGACCAUUGACAUGGACCUGAAAAAGUUAGUAAUAAAUUCGGGUGAUCCUUUUAAUUU
Glycine soja is the source of this 6035-nucleotide messenger RNA. RefSeq names its product receptor-like protein kinase FERONIA. Gene Ontology annotation, biological process: protein phosphorylation. The record is from RefSeq and is a predicted model, not a curated record. Bases 795 to 3374 code for a protein of 859 amino acids. Lineage: Eukaryota; Viridiplantae; Streptophyta; Magnoliopsida; Fabales; Fabaceae. Gene Ontology annotation, molecular function: protein kinase activity; ATP binding. The transcript has 2 exons.